Molecule: messenger RNA, 845 nt
Organism: Chrysemys picta bellii (western painted turtle)
Lineage: Eukaryota; Metazoa; Chordata; Testudines; Emydidae
Source: RefSeq, a predicted model, not a curated record
GUGAGUGGCACCACUGUAAUAUUACUCAGAUAUAAAAAGAGUUCAUGUAAGGAAGAAAUUAUAGAUAGUAGGCACUGGCUUGCAUCCACUAAGGUGACAUUGGGGAAUGGGCGGGUGGCUUAUCCGGUGGUGGCGGUGUCAUGUUCGGGUCUCUGGGCCGCACCAGGGGCGGUCUGGUCCAGAUUCUCUGUGCCAGAGACCGCGGGGGGCGGGGUGCACAUCGAGCCCCACUACCGGCAGUUCCUGGGGCUGACCCGCCAGCAGGUGAUCCACGGUGAACUCCUCAGUGGCUUCAUGUGGUUCUGGAUCCUGUGGCACUUCUGGCACAACCCGGACGCAGUACUGGGUCACUUUCCUUACCCAGAUGCUUCAAAAUGGACAGAUGAGGAAUUGGGGAUCCCUCCUGAUGAUGAAGAAUAGAUUUACGGCUCCAGCUACCAAUGUAUCCUGUGGUAGGAUCUCUGAAGAAGUUGAGGCUUUGGCUCCUGUAUAACUGUUUCAGCAAUUCCACAUUGUAAAUAAAAACUCAACCUACAAGCUAAAAAAAAGGAGGGGGGGGGGGCAAGGGGGAAAUGAAGAAACUGAUUUGUGAAUCCCAGGAGCACAUUUCCAAGUUAAGGAGCCACAGGAUAAGAUUUAAUUAGUCUCUUGCCAAAGGGAAACAAGAGAAUCCCAUCUCUAUUUGACAUCCAUGAAUAAUGAAACAUUUUUUUCUCCUCCUGCCUGUCAUGUUUUCAUUUACUUUAGUGGCAACCACUGUGCUGCUAUAAUGAAGACUGGAACUAGGUUCCCAUUAUAAUCCCCCUUAUUUUCAUUGUGUAUAAUCUGACAAUAAAAGUUCAUUC